This is a messenger RNA of Tauraco erythrolophus (red-crested turaco), 319 nucleotides long. NCBI's taxonomy places the organism in Eukaryota, Metazoa, Chordata, Aves, Musophagiformes, Musophagidae. The record is from RefSeq and is a predicted model, not a curated record.
GGGAUGGAAGCGGAAAGCCAUGGACAGGGGCAAGGAGAAAAUAGUGCGAAAGCCCUACGUAGUGAACGAGAUGGAAUAUGAGGCCAGUCUCCCUGAGAAGAAGUCAAACACACUCUCGCGAGACCUUAUUGACUAUGUGCGGUACAUGAUACAGAACCACGGAGAGAACUACAAGGAAAUGGCUCGAGAUGAGAAGAACUACUACCAGGAUACUCCCAAACAGAUUAAGAGAAAGAUCAAUGUGUACAAGAAUUUCUAUCCUGAGGAGUACAAAGAUUUCAUUGCAUCACUCAAGCAGGAAAAGAUGGAUGUGCAGUGA